AUGCCUCGAGUGGUGGAGUGCGCCCCCUGGAGGUGGCUGAAGGAGGGAAGGGAGUCGCGGAAACUGGUUCUGGUGGUCGUGUUUGUCGCUCUGCUGCUGGACAAUAUGCUGCUCACUGUUGUGGUGCCAAUCAUCCCCACCUUCCUCUAUGCAACAGAAUAUGAAGGUGCUAACAGCUCUGCUUCCCAGAACUGGCUCAUGGCAGCCCCCACAGCCUUUGCAGCUCCUCCCUUCUCCUCCAUGUUCUCUUACUUUGACAACACCACAGUGACUGUCUCAGACUACGUGGCUGUCAACACCACAGUGGGGGUGAACAGGACAGAAAACAGCAGCCUGCCUCAGCUCACUGGGGCCAGCCUGCCACCAAAAAACAGCUGUGUAGAUGGUGAGGCAUUCCUCAUGGAGGAGAACGUGCGUGUUGGACUGCUGUUUGCCUCCAAGGCUCUUAUGCAGCUCAUAAUCAAUCCGUUUGUGGGUCCCUUGACUAACAGGAUAGGAUACCACAUUCCCAUGUUCGCUGGAUUCAUCAUCAUGUUUCUCUCUACAGUCAUGUUUGCUUUCUCAGGUACCUACACCCUGCUGCUUGUGGCUCGAGCACUCCAGGGCAUUGGCUCAUCCUUUUCAUCUGUCGCAGGCCUGGGAAUGCUGGCAAGUGUGUACACAGAUGACUACGAGAGAGGAAACGCUAUGGGGAUAGCAUUAGGAGGUCUGGCAUUGGGGGUGCUUGUUGGGGCUCCCUUUGGAAGCGUGAUGUAUGAGUUUGUUGGAAAAUCAGCCCCCUUUCUGAUCCUGGCAUUCUUAGCCCUUUUGGACGGAGCUUUACAGCUGUGCAUCCUGCAGCCCUCUAAGAUUUCCCCCGAAAGCACCAAAGGCACCCCCGUAUUCACAUUGCUGCGAGAUCCCUACAUCCUGGUUGCUGCAGGUGCCCUGUGCUUUGCUAACAUGGGGGUGGCAAUGCUGGAGCCCACGUUACCCAUCUGGAUGAUGCAAACCAUGUGCUCCCCAAAGUGGCAGCUGGGGAUGGCAUUCCUGCCUGCCAGCAUAUCUUACCUCAUUGGCACCAACCUCUUUGGGGUGCUGGCCCACAAAAUGGGGCGGUGGCUGUGCUCCCUGAUUGGAAUGGUUGUGGUGGGGAUUAGUCUCCUUUGUGUGCCUCUUGCGCAAAAUAUUUAUGGAUUGAUCGGCCCAAAUGGUGGGCUUGGCUUUGCCAUAGGCAUGGUGGAUUCCUCGAUGAUGCCUAUUAUGGGAUACCUGGUGGACCUUCGCCACACCUCUGUCUAUGGCAGCGUCUAUGCCAUUGCUGACGUUGCCUUCUGCAUGGGCUUUGCUAUCGGUCCAUCUACAGGGGGUGUGAUUGUACGGGCUAUUGGGUUUCCCUGGCUGAUGGUCAUCAUUGGAGUGACCAACAUUGCUUACGCCCCUCUCUGCUGGUACCUGCGGAGUCCUCCAGCUAAAGAGGAGAAGAUUGCAAUUUUAAACCAGGAAUGCCCCAUGCAAACCAAAUGCUACGCCACCCAGAAACCUCUGCGGGAAUUCCCCCUGACAGAUGGUAGUGACGAGGAGGCAGAGAGUGAGGAAUAG
Molecule: messenger RNA, 1581 nt
Organism: Emys orbicularis (European pond turtle)
Lineage: Eukaryota; Metazoa; Chordata; Testudines; Emydidae
Gene: SLC18A1
Product: solute carrier family 18 member A1
Exons: 15
Coding region: 1-1581 (526 amino acids)
Biological process (GO): aminergic neurotransmitter loading into synaptic vesicle; xenobiotic transport; transmembrane transport
Cellular component (GO): terminal bouton; synaptic vesicle membrane
Molecular function (GO): serotonin:sodium:chloride symporter activity; xenobiotic transmembrane transporter activity
Source: RefSeq, a predicted model, not a curated record